CGAAAUUGUUGACAGAGAACGAGUGCUACGCGGGCCCUGAACCGAGAUAGCGAAUGACAAUGAAUAUACUUUCUGCAUUCUGUUGACCCGUGAAUAACACAUUGUUCUUUGUCGCCACAUCCUUGACACAGUCAAGUAUGAAGUAAGGGAUAAUUGCCCAGACAGCAAAGAAACUAGAGCAACAGCUUCGUGUUGAACUGUUCACACCAUGUCGAAUUCCAAGGGACUUGAACUUCGCCACUCAUGGCUGUAUCCCUCAGAUCACGCAUAGAAAUCGUGUUCCUAAUGACAUCACCGUAUGGAGUGCACAAUUUUGUCUAGACAAGCUGGAAACCCUGGGUAGUAGGCCCUAUAUCAUGCCGUGAAAGACUUAACUGGGUAGGAGUAGGCAUGGUAGGCGAUUCUGGAUUAAAUGCUUAGAGUGGAGUCUCAGCAGCCAUAGCUAUUCCAUCGCCAGCUACCGUAUUAAGCACUUUGACUUCCAUCGUCAACAUGGCAGGCAGUCCGCCCUUACCGGAGCUAGACCUUCAGACAGGCCUUCCCCGGGCCCAGGGGCUGUACGACCCACUGCUGGAGAAAGACGCCUGCGGGGUGGGGUUCAUUGUCAACAUACACGGCAUCAAGUCUAAAAAAAUUCUUGAGGAUGCUAUGACCAUGUUGUGUCGAAUGAAGCAUCGCGGGGCAUGCAGCGGUGACAAUGACACGGGUGACGGCGCUGGUGUCAUGACUGCCAUCCCCCACAAGUUAUACGCCCGUGUUCUCAGAGAGAAGCAGGGUGUUAAUCUCCCUGGGCCAAACCAUUACGCCACGGGGAUGAUCUUUUUGGACAAGGACACCUCCCAUCAGUGCGAAAAGCUCUUUAGCGAAAUAGCAUCAGAGUGCAAAUUGAAGGUUCUUUGCUGGCGCACAGUUCCCCAUAACAGCCGUGUGAUUGGUCCCAUAGCAAAGUCAAGAGAGCCUUACAUUCGUCAGGUGUUUGUUACUGGAGAAACAGAUGGCAACGAGUUUCGGAGACAGGUUUUUGCUUUGCGUAAGCAAGCUACCCAUACUGUUCCAAAGCAGGGGUACCGUUUUUACAUCUGUAACCUGUCCGUGGACACUAUCAUUUACAAGGGAAUGUUUACACCUCCGCAGCUUUUUGAGUACUUCACUGACUUCAAGGAGGCAGAUUAUGAGACUCACUUGGCUCAUGUCCACAGCCGCUUCUCCACAAACACGUUUCCAAGUUGGGAGAGGGCCCAUCCCAUGAGAUACAUAUCUCACAAUGGAGAGAUCAACUCGUUGCGAGGUAACAGCAACCUGAUGAACGCUCGCGAGGGUGUCAUGUGCAGCACGGUCUACGGUGACCAGCUCAAAAAACUUUACCCUGUGGUGGAGAGUGGCAUGUCAGACUCGGGACAAUUUGAUAACGUGCUGGAGUUCUUGAUCAUGGCCGGUGGGAGGAGCCUUCCGGAGGCCAUCAUGACUAUGGUUCCUGAGGCAUGGCAUAAAGAUCAUCUGAUGCAUCCAGACAAGAGAGACUUCUAUCAGUGGGCUGCCUUUGCCAUGGAACCCUGGGAUGGACCAGCCUUGUUCACAUUCUCUGACGGUCGUUACAUCGGCGCCAUUCUUGACCGGAAUGGCCUGCGUCCAUCGCGUUACUAUAUCACUAAGUCAGGCUUCAUGAUCAUGGGCAGCGAGGUGGGAGUCGUGGACGUACCUCACGCUGACGUAGCUCAGAAGGGUCGUCUUAAGCCAGGUCGAAUGCUAUUGGUUGACACGGUUGUCGGGGAGGUUACCAAGGACGAGGAGCUGAAGUUGAGAAUUGCCAAGCAACGGCCUGUUGGCACCUGGCUGCGAGAGCAGGUCUUUACCUUAUCCGACCUGUACAAGGCUCACAAGCCAUCACCCUUGGCAACCAAUCGGGAACAUCCAACCGUUCAGACUGAUCACCGCCUGCCCAUGUUUGGCUACAGCGUGGAGCAUCUAAAUAUGUUGAUCGUCCCAAUCAUCAAAAAUAAGAAAGAGCCCCUGGGCUCCAUGGGUAAUGACAUCCCCCUGGCCUGUCUGUCCGAGCGCAACCCUCUGGUGUUUGAGUACUUCAAGCAACUGUUUGCCCAGGUUACUAACCCACCCAUUGACCCCAUCAGAGAGCACAUCGUCAUGUCCCUGGCGUGCCCCAUCGGACCGGAGAGCAACAUUCUGGAACCCAGUGAGCUCCAAUGUAAGAGACUGUUCUUGGACACACCCAUCCUGUCUCUGAGCGACCUGGAGGUGAUCAAGGCAACCACAUUCAGAGGUUGGAAGACCAAGACAAUUGACAUUACUUUCCCGAUUGAGUCGGGCUCCUCUGGUCUUGUACCUGCACUGGACAGAGUCUGUAGUGAAUGUUCCGCUGCUGUGGAUGAGGGUUACACACUGCUAGUUCUGUCCGAUAGGAAUGCUGGACACGAGCGGAUACCCGUCAGUUCCCUGUUGGCUCUUGGCGCAACCCACCAUCAUCUCAUCAAGACCCGCCAGCGGCUCCGUGUCGGCCUGGUUGUCGAGACGGGUGAGGCCCGUGAGAUGCAUCACAUGUGUCUCCUCCUGGGCUAUGGGGCUGAUGCCAUCUGCCCCUACCUGGUCUACGAGAGUGUACAUAGCCUGCGAGACCAGCACCUCCUCGGGGAGCAAGGGGAAGCAGGCGACUACACGGACAAGGAGAUCGCAGAGAGGUUCAUGGUUGCCACCGGGAAGGGUAUCGCCAAGGUGAUGGCCAAGAUGGGUAUCUCCACUCUACACAGCUACAAGGGAGCUCAGAUCUUUGAGGCCGUGGGGCUGGGGCAGGAAGUGAUUGACAAGUGUUUCCUCGGCACGGCCUCCAGACUGGGCGGAGCUACGUUUGAAGUUCUUGCGGAAGAGGCUAUCCAGCGCCACUUCAUCGCGUAUGCAGAUCGUGAUGGUGACAUCAUCACCAGUCUAGAGCCGGGACAGUACCACUGGCGCAGCGGGGGAGAAAAACACAUCAAUGACCCACUGAGCGUGGCCAAUCUGCAAGACGCUGCACGCAACAAGAAUCAGACGGCUUACGAGAAAUACCGCGAGUCUCAAGAAGCAGUAAUCAAAGCUUGCACCCUAAGAGGUCAGCUGGUGUUCAAGAAAUCCCCCACUCCUCUCGAACUGUCUCUAGUUGAGGAGGCGGCGAGCAUCGUCAAGCGAUUUGUGACAGGGGCUAUGAGUUUUGGCAGUCUGUCCAUUGAGACACACACAACACUCGCACGAGCCAUGAACAAAAUUGGAGGUAAAAGCAACACGGGGGAGGGCGGGGAACGUGAAGAUCGCUACGUCUGCGAUGACCCCAGCAACAGCACGCGCUCCGCCAUCAAACAGGUCGCAUCGGGACGGUUUGGAGUCACAACCUCCUACCUGGCUCAUGCUGAUGAGCUGCAGAUCAAGAUGGCACAGGGAGCCAAGCCCGGGGAAGGAGGUGAACUACCAGGCCAUAAGGUGUCUGAUGACAUUGCCAAGACCCGCUCCUCGAUUCCAGGGGUGGGGCUAGUCUCCCCGCCCCCUCACCACGACAUCUACUCGAUCGAGGACUUGGCAGAGUUGAUCUACAACUUGAAGUGUGCCAAUCCAGAGGCUCGGAUCAGUGUCAAGCUGGUGUCAGAGGUCGGAGUUGGGGUGGUGGCUGCCGGAGUGGCAAAGGGCCUUGCUGAACACAUCACCAUCUCAGGCCACGAUGGCGGAACGGGAGCCAGCACAUGGACAGGCAUCAAGCAUGCAGGGUUGCCAUGGGAACUAGGCCUGGCCGAGACCCACCAGACACUAGUGAUGAGUGACCUGAGGUCGAGGGUCAAGGUGCAGACAGAUGGACAGCUCCGAACAGGUCGUGAUGUCGUGGUAGCGGCUCUCCUGGGAGCGGAUGAGUUUGCAUUCUCCACGGCUCCGCUCAUCACUCUGGGUUGCAUCAUGAUGAGGAAGUGUCAUCUCAACACCUGCCCCGUUGGCGUGGCGACACAGGAUCCUGAGCUUCGUAAGAAGUUUGAUGGCCAACCGGAACAUGUCAUUAACUACUUCUUCAUGCUCGCCGAGGAAGUCCGCCAGCACAUGGCACACCUGGGCUUCCGUACAUUCCAGGAAAUGAUCGGGCGCUCAGAUAGGCUCGCAGUCGCUGAGCAGCUGGCCAAUGACAAGAGCCGUCUCCUAGACUUUGAGAAGAUCCUUCAGAGGGCAGAUGAGAUGAGGCAGGGUGUCAACAUCACUGGGGGCAGCGUCGCCCAGAAUUUUGAAUUGGAAACCCGACUGGAUGGUAAGUUAAUUGAGGCAGCACAGGACGUUAUCGAUGGCAAGAAAGAUCACGUUUCAUUGGACAUGAAGAUCACCAGUCAGAGCAGAGCAUUUGCCACCACACUGAGUUUCCGCAUCGCCAAAAAGUUUUGUGACCAGGGUUUGCCGGACAAGUCCAUUGAGAUCAGGCUGCGUGGGUCAGCUGGCCAGAGCUUCUGUGCAUUCCUGGCCCAUGGCGUGUACGUAGAACUGGAGGGCGACGCCAAUGACUACGUUGGCAAGGGUUUGUCAGGAGGCACUGUGGUCGUUUUUCCACCCAAGGACAUGCCAGCCGACUUCAAAACGGAAGAAAACAUCAUCGUGGGCAACGUGUGCCUGUACGGAGCAACGAGAGGAACUGCUUACUUCAGGGGCGUGGCAGCAGAGAGAUUCUGUGUCCGAAACUCUGGUGCAACUGCUGUGUGUGAGGGUGUAGGAAAUCAUGGUUGUGAGUACAUGACUGGUGGACGGACUAUCAUUCUGGGCCCAACUGGUUGUAACUUUGCGGCUGGAAUGUCAGGAGGAAUCGCCUAUGUUCUUGAUAGGUUGGGACAGUUUCCUGUCCUCUGUAACAAGGAGUCAGUCACCCUUCGUCCAGUUACCAAGGCGAUAGAUGUUACUUUCAUCCAGGAACAUCUCCAGAAGUUUGUUGAGCUGACCGGGUCAAAGGUCGCUGCUAAGGUCCUCGACAACUGGGAUGAGGAAGUUCAGUAUUUCGUCAAGGUCUUCCCUGAUCAGUACAGAGAUGCCCUUCUCAAAUUGAAAGCCACAAACCUUGCCAGGCAAAGGGAGGUGGAGCCAGCCAGUCAGCCGCUGACCAAUGGAGUCACAAAUAUGAAUGGUCCAACCAAUCAGAAUGGACCUCUGGAAAUCAAUGGGGAGAGACCAACCAAUAAGAAAACAGAACCCAAAGUGAUUGACAUCGAGGAGGCCGUACCCGAUGCCGAGAUGGGAAAAAAGAACCUGGAGCGAGUUCUGGACAAAACAAGGGGUUUUGUGAAAUAUAAGAGGAACAACCAACCUUAUCGGAAAGUAGCAAUGCGAAUGAAGGACUGGGGUGAAAUCUAUGACCACAAAGCCGUAAAGAAGGAACUACGCACCCAAGCAGCAAGAUGUAUGGACUGUGGUACCCCUUUCUGUCAAGGUCACACCGGCUGCCCCCUUGGCAACAUCAUCCCCUCCUGGAAUGACCUCGUCUUCAGAGGUCAGUGGCAGGAUGCCCUCGAGAGGCUGGAGGUCACCAACAACUUCCCAGAAUUCACCGGAAGAUGCUGCCCUGCUCCCUGCGAGGGAGCUUGUGUCCUGGGCAUCAAUGCACCAGCAGUCACCAUCAAGAACAUCGAGAAUGCCAUCAUCGACCAUGCCUUUGAGCAAGGCUGGAUGGAGCCCCGCCCCCCAACCUUCCGCACCGGUAAAACCGUGGCAAUUGUCGGGAGCGGGCCAUCAGGUCUAGCGGCCGCGGCCCAGCUGAAUAAAGCCGGUCACCAAGUGACGGUGUACGAGAGGAAUAACAGGAUUGGUGGUCUGUUGAUGUACGGGAUACCAACGAUGAAGCUCAGCAAGGCAGUCGUUCAGCGUCGUGUCAACCUGAUGCAAGAUGAAGGGAUUCGGUUUGUGACCGAUGCCAACGUGGGCGACACUGUCAGCCCCAAACAGCUCCUACAAGACCAUGAUGCAUUGCUUCUCUGCCUGGGGUCCACACGCCCCCGCGACUUGCCCAUACCUGGCCGUGACCUUGAGGGCAUCCAUUUUGCGAUGGAUUUCCUGGGACGAUGGCAAAAGCGGCAAAUGGGUGACAACAGUGAUUACAUCAAUGCGAAGGGCAAGGACGUCAUCAUCAUCGGUGGAGGCGACACUGGGGUGGAUUGUAUUGGAACGUCACUGCGUAUGGAUGCCAAGAGUAUUACCACCUUUGAAAUCCUCUCACAACCUCCACCCGCGAGGGCCAGGAACAACCCUUGGCCCACCUGGCCUCGGGUCCUGAGGUUUGAUUACGGCCACGAUGAGGUCAAGCUGAAGCAUGGACAUGACCCCAGGAACUUUGAUAUCCUGAGCGAGGAGUUUCUGGAUGAUGGUAAGGGGCGGGUGGCGGGCAUCCGCACCAUCAAGGUAGAGUGGAAACGUGAACCGACAGGUCGCUUUGCCAUGGAGAAGAUCCCAGGCACAGAGAAGACCUUCCAGGCUGAUUUGGUCUUCCUGGCGAUGGGGUUCCUAGGGCCCGAGAACAGCAUCAUUAACCAGCUAGCGUUGGAUCAAGAUCCUAGAGCUAAUAUUGAGACGUCCGCCGGCAAAUAUAGGACCAGCCUUCCAAGGGUUUAUGCAGCUGGAGAUUGUCACCGCGGUCAGUCGCUCGUGGUCCACGCCAUCAAUGAGGGACGGCAGGCAGCACGGGAGAUUGACCUAGACCUGAUGGGUCACACAUCCCUGGCUGGCCCUGGUGGUGUGGUCUUCACCCCUGGCGUCAAAGUGGACAAGACCAAGAUGGCAGCUAUCAAGAACCAACCCAUGGUGGAAUGUGUGGCUUGAAGGGUCAGUGGAGAAUGUAAGGGGGGGUGGGGCAAGAGGAAUGAAUAUUCAUGAGAUGAAGUCAUUGUUGCACGUGAUUGGAUCGAGCCAGGUGUGGACAAUGUCAUUUACAUUACUUUUCCCUUUCCAUUGUAUAUAGCGCCCUCAGGCAGCAGUGCACGAAGGUGAUGGGCCAAACUCAACUUGCUCGUUGUGAAUUUUUUCUUUCCUUCACUGAAAUCAUCUUAGCUGGAUCAGAGAUCAAAUUCACCAUAAGUACAAUAACGCACAAAAUUUCCUAGUGAUUUUCUGUUGUACCUGACCAAGUUGUGGUGAUAUUUUACCCUAGAAAUGACGGUGCUGAUUACACAUUGUUGACGUGGCGCCCUCCUGUGGUGACAACUGAAAAACUGAUCAGGUCUCCAAUGCGUGAGGAAGAAAAUUCUGGUUUAUUCCCGCAGUCUGAAGGUCUGCUGUCCAUUAUUGUGUGGUCAUGUGUACAUAAAGAAAGAGAUGACAGAAUUCUUCUUAAUAUUUCUGCAGCAAUAGUCUAUUUUUAAGUGUUAUGAGUUUAAAUUCCGAGGUGAAACCUUCUUUUGCGUUUUAAUGUUUUCAGCAUAUUUCUCUGCUUGAAAUAACUGUCAGCAAAUUUUGUAGUUGAUUCUUGUUCAUUUUAAAAAUAGAACAUAUUUCUUGUUUCCCAAGUAUUUCAGAUUGAUGAGAGACAGUGAGAUGCAUGAUGGUCUAGAAGGGAUGGGCGGUGCCUCACUCAGAAAGGGGGGGAGGUGAAAUAUUGUCUGGAAGAUCGCAAUGUUUGUUAAGCAGACUUGUGAUGACAUGUUGGAGCUAGAAUUGCAUAUCGAGAGUCUUGCGUCAGCUUCAGGUUUUAGAAACAAAAUAGCUGUUCAUUAUGCCUACAGUAGAGCAUGCGGCUACUGCAUACCAGUUGUCUAUGUGCGCCUGUGCAUACACCUGUCAGCUUGUUUCCAACCACUGUGAAACUCGUGUCACAACUCUCUCUUCACACAGCUCUGAUUGGAGCUGCCUCUAAUCUUUGGUUCGCUGUGUUUAUCAAAUGUUUGUUAUACUUGGGUUCUAUGCUCAAUCAAUGCAAUGCUGAGGAAAAACUUGAAGUAAUUUGUUUCUAAUCUUUAAAUACCUGGAACUAUACUGACAGAUGAGAAGACACAGACCAUGAAUAUCUAGACGUGUCUUCCAAGUAUUCUCUUUUUUCAAUCAAUCAAUCAAUCUUAUUUCUGCCUUCACUUCCAUGAAAUUUCUUUUACUUCUUCAAUACUUGCAAUACUUUCAAACAUUUGAAGUACAGUGGCAUUUGUUUUAAUGCUGUUUCUCUGAUUUAAUUUUGAUGUGGAUGUGUCUGAGUACGAAUAACUUGGACACUUCAUUGGUGAUGAAAACGCUGAAUUUUAAAGAACGUUUAUUGACCUUCCUUUAUGAAUGUAUUUAGAAUUUAUACAUUUCAAUUUAUCAUGUGAUCCUGCUUUCUCUUAAUCAUUACAUAGAAUUUUAAAUGGUUUUUCAAGUUUAUUCACACUGGUGUUGUCAAACAUCCAUUGAACAGUAACGUUUGCUUGACUGAUACUAUGAGAAGUCUUCAAUUCAAAAGGGUAUCAAGAGGCUGAAGUGAGAAAAUGUAGGUAAACAUACAUUAUCUAACCAUUGAUGUUUGAUCUCAGAAUUUCUCGAUAAACAUCGACUUCAUUAGAUAUGCCUUUUCAAAUGUAGAUUUUCAACUAUAUAUUUCCUUGAAAAAGCAGUCUUGCAUACGAAUCUGUACCUUGCCAAAUGGCUCAAACAUUUUAAAUUCCUAAUGCAUGUAAUAGAGUGGUUGAUGGGAUUCACAUUCUAUGAAAGAUGAAUUGUAUGUGAUAUUCUUUACGUACUUCAUUUAUGAAAAUUGCUCAUAUUGUCUUAUGUUUGUCUUGUAACAAUCGUUAGAUACAUGUAGCUGUCUUCAUCACUUAUAUUAGUAUAUCUUACAGGGACUGAAUGCAGGGAAACCUUUUCCCAAUGACUCAAAACAGACAAUACGGUAAUUAGAGUUUAACAUACUGCUUGUUCAAUAUUUCAGUGUGCCUCAUUAAAACAAUCUGGGCACCUUCAAAAUGUACAAUA
This is a messenger RNA of Acanthaster planci (crown-of-thorns starfish), 8928 nucleotides long. RefSeq lists its product as uncharacterized. NCBI's taxonomy places the organism in Eukaryota, Metazoa, Echinodermata, Asteroidea, Valvatida, Acanthasteridae. The record is from RefSeq and is a predicted model, not a curated record. Gene Ontology annotation, molecular function: oxidoreductase activity, acting on the CH-NH2 group of donors, NAD or NADP as acceptor; glutamate synthase (NADH) activity; iron-sulfur cluster binding.